ACACUCUCCCCAAUCCUCCAUUCAUCCCUCCGGCCAACACACCAACGACCAUUCGCCAUGAGUCACAGCAAAGGAGAAAUAUCCGAAGAACUAGUGAUAUAUGACCAGGAGAAGGGUACCCUAACCCUAAAACCCCGAGCUCUCGACAUCACCUGGGGCGCCGAUCCCACAUACUGGAAAUUCUCUUCUACCGAUCCCACCAGUCCCGCAGAGCUGCUCCAGGUCUGCUGGCUGGAGGUGAAAGGCAAGGCUAAACUGAGCUACUUCGUUCCGGAGAAGAGGUAUGCCGUCAAGUUCAAGGUGGAGCUGAAGCCGGACAAUUUCGGGUGGGCAAAACAGCCGGUCUAUCUGAUGGCCAAGAUUGACCGGAGCCAGCGUUCGUGGAAGAAGGCCGAUCUAAGCAUUAAUCCCCCCGGAACAAAAUUUGAUGUUCCGAUGAAUGGGCUUCUGACUUUCAGAGUUCCCAAGGAUGCGGAUGGGAAGGUGGUUGAGUUUGGCAUGUAUGAGAUCUGGAGGGGGAGGUGGAAGGGAGGUUUGGUUAUUCAUGAGGUGGUGAUUCAGCCGGUUUCUAGCUAGCUGGUGGAUCUGUUUUAGUGCUGCGGCACAGACUAUCAGUUAGGCUUCCAUGCUUGUGAGUGUGAGAUUUUAGUAAAUUAAAGUGGUGAAACAUAUGGUUUGUUGGAGUGAUUUGGUGUUGUCAUGAGUUGAUGAUUGUUUAUGAUAAAUAAUAGAUUGAUUGGAAUAAAUUGUAGAUGGGAGUUUUUAUUCUGCCUCACUCUUGUAUUGAUUUGUGAGCCGAUUCGUACGCGGGUCUAUGACUCGACGGAUCAGUUUGCAUGU
This is a messenger RNA of Phalaenopsis equestris, 840 nucleotides long. Its product is annotated as protein PHLOEM PROTEIN 2-LIKE A9-like. The transcript has 3 exons. Lineage: Eukaryota; Viridiplantae; Streptophyta; Magnoliopsida; Asparagales; Orchidaceae. Bases 58 to 576 code for a protein of 172 amino acids. The record is from RefSeq and is a predicted model, not a curated record.